GGAAACACUGAGCAACUCGGUUUGUAUCCGUCAUUUUCUCGUCGAUACAGCUCGUCGCUUCGGCAGAUAGUUUCAGUAAACGGCUCGCAAAGUUAUGCGCCGAAACUACUUUGCACGACUGGGCCUUGCUUAGGCUGAGGCCACUUUCCAUCAAAACUCUCGCUCCAGCAAGUUUGAGAGCGAAAUACGUCCUAGGUUACAGGUGCAAACACACCAAACUCAUUCUGAACGGGACCGGAGCAGGUUGGAGCGGCUGAAAUGCGGACGUAAGGCUCAAGCAACUGUCUCAUCUGGGCGGCGUAAAUGCUGGGCGCCAGCGGUCGAUAUGUGGUGCCUGCCGAGCGAAGACUGGCGCAACGAGAUGCGCCAGCUCCAGCCUUGCGGAUCGCCCCGUUGAUGCUCCUCUGCGUAUUGUUCGCGGGCGCCAGCGCUUCCGCGACAGCGCAGACAUGCAAGCCUCUGGAAUCGGACCUACCUUGGCCAGAGCAGCUCCGGAUACGUGAGCAGGAGUUCGAGCAGGAGCAGUGCUUAUGCGGUGUGCCCGCCUACGCACACUUUUACUCGCGCGCGUUCGGCCGAGGUUCCUGCCACCAACGCAACAGCGCCGGUGACGCCGCGUCAUCGCGCUUGGUGGAAUAUAGCAGCGUCUCGCAAGCGCGGAGGGCCAGCGAGCAGCUAGCAGCGGGGCAGCAGGCGGGCGGCAGCAGCACGGUUGCGGGGGCGCGCAGCGCCGGCGGCGGGGUUGCCGGCAGCGGCCCCAACCAUAGAUCUAGCACGGGCAGCGGCGGCGGCGCAGCCGCCAGCGGCAGCUGCGAGGCCGCUAGCGACGGCGGCGGCGCUGGCGUGACCGGCAGCGCGGUGCCAGGCCCGGAAACCGCCGGGCAGGCGCGGACCAGGGACUACGUGGCAGCAGCGGCCGACAGCGGCUCCGCACCAAGCCCAGACUCGGAACCCACGCCCCAGCCCCAGCCCCAGCCCCAGAGGUUGUCGGGGACCCAGUCUCGGGAUCCAGGGCCACAAUCGGAGCCAGAGACACAGACACAGACACAGACGGAGGCGGACGCGGAGCCCCUGCCGGAGCCUGAGCGCUACAUCGUGCGGUUCGACCACUACGCCCCCGCCGCCAGCCUGAGGGCCGCGCUGGCGGAGGCGCUGGGGCCGGAGGCGGUGGCGGCGCCGCCGCCACCGCCGUCGGCGUCCUCCUCCUCACCCGCCAGCGCCGGCGGUGGCGCCGCCGCCGCCGCGGACGGCGAAGCAAGCGGCAGCGCCAGCACCCGCAGCGUUGGAGCCGGCGGCGUAGCCGGCGCCGGCGGAGGCGGAGGCGGAGCCGGAAGCGGCGGCGGUGGCGGCAUCUGGACGUGGGUGCCCCGUGACAACGCCGCCGCCGCCUAUCCAACCGACUUUGCGCUGGUGGCGGCGGCGGCGCCCGGCGGCGAGGCCGAGCUGCUGCAGCGCCUGAACGCCCUGGCGGCGGCGGCGGCGGCGGCGGCUGACGGCGGCGGCGGCGCCGCUAGCGCCCACGCGUCUUUCUCGUACGCCUCCCAUGCGUCCGCGCCGGCGGCCCGCGCCAGUGCCGGCGCCGGCGGCGGCAGUAGCGGCGGUGGCAGUAGCGGCAGUAGCUCGGGCCGGCUGCGGCUGGGCAUCCGGGACGUGCACCCGGACAAGCGCUACAGCGGCGCACUCAAGUGGCUGCCGGAGGAGCACGUGCUGCGCGGCGCACGUGGUGGUGCGGGUGGCGGUGGCGGGCGGAAGGGGAAAGCCGGCGGCGGCAGUAGCAGCACCGGCGGCGGCAGUAGCAGCAGUAGCAGCGACAGCAGCAGCGGCAGCAGGGGCGGCCGGCGGCGGCGGCUGCUGGGCCGCGACCGGGAAGCCGAGUUUGUUGCGCCAGGCGUGCAUCCGGAUCCAAAUCUGGAACUGGACCUGGAUCUGGAUCUAGAUGAGGCCGUGUUCUCCGUGUCGCGUCGGCCGGGCCGCAUGGUGACGCGCUUCUCGGAGGAGGGCCUAGCCGGCGAGCUGGAUCCAGAAUCCGAGCUGGAACUGGAUUCGCACCAGGCCUGGCGCCACGUGCCUGGAUCCAUACCGGAUCACGAUGGCCACGUGGCGGCGGAGGCGGCGGCGGAGGAGGCGGCGGAGGGGGAGGGGGGGCUGACGGGUUCCCGGCGCCGCAUGGCGUCGGCGGGCGGCGGCAGGGUGCGGGGCGGUGGGCAUGCGGAGGCGGAGCCGGACCUAUCAGCGGCGGCGCUCUCACCGGAGGCGCGGCGGCGGCGGCGCGCGCACGCCCAGAGCCAGGGCCAGAGCUACAGCCGCGGCCAAGGCGGGGGCCACGGCCAGCAACAGCAGCGGCUGCACACGCGCGGUGUUGACGUCAGUGGCAGCAGCGGCGGCAGCGUAGAGGCGGCGGCUGCGGUAGGGGCGGAUGAGGGGCGGCUGUUUGAGGAGCUGGGGUCUGAAGAUCCCGCGCCGCUGCUGCAGCGCGCACUGGGCCGGCUCGGCGGUGGCGGCGGCGGCGGCGCCGCCGCCGCCGCCAGCAACACGCAAGAUGCCGAUCAUGCGGAUCUGCAGUCAGAGGGCCUGGAGCAGCAGCAGGAGCAGCAGCUGUCACGUGAGCAGCAGGAGGAGGCGCAGGCGCGGAUCGAUUUGGAUCUAGAUGGGCUGCACCGCACCGGAUCCAGGGCCAGCGACGGCGCCGCCGCCGCUGACGGCUUCGCCGGCACUGCUGCCCGGGGGCAGCGGCGGCGGCUGAACCUUGCGGGCGGCGGCACGGUGCCUGUGAUGCUCGAGGCGGACAAGCUGUGGAAGCUGGGCUACACGGGGCGCGGCGUGCGGGUGGGCAUAUUCGACACCGGCAUCCGACCCGACCACCCGCACAUCCGCCACAUCCGCGAGCGCACCAACUGGACGCACCAGCAGUCGCUCAGUGACGGGCUGGGGCACGGCACCUUCGUGGCGGGGGUGGUGGGCGGCCAGGACGGCGCCUGCCCGGGCUUUGCGCCCGACGUGGAGAUGCUCACGUUCAAGGUGUUCACGGACGACCAGGUGUCGUACACCAGCUGGUUCCUGGACGCCUUCAACUACGCCAUCGUGGUCAAGGUCAAUGUGAUCAACUUGUCCAUUGGCGGACCCGACUACCUGGACCAGCCCUUUGUGGACAAGGUUUUGGAGAUCACCUCCAACGGCGUCCUCCUGGUGUCGGCCAUCGGCAACGACGGGCCGUUGUACGGCACACUCAACAAUCCCGCCGACCAGAACGACGUCAUCGGCGUGGGCGGCAUCGACAACUGGGACAACAUUGCCAGCUUCAGCAGCAGGGGCAUGAGCACGUGGGAGCUGCCGCGCGGCUACGGCCGAGUCAAGCCCGACGUCAUGGCAUACGCCAAGGAUGUGCAGGGCUCCAAGAUCACAGGCGGCUGCCGCUCGCUGUCUGGCACCAGCGUGGCCUCCCCUGUGGUUGCGGGCGCCGUGUCGCUGCUGGCUUCCACCGUGCUGCCCGACAAGCCCGGGGCAGGCGAGGACGGCCGCUGGGCGCUGCUGAACCCCGGCAGCAUGAAGCAGGCGCUGGUGGAGGGCGCUGUGCGGCUGCCCAACCUCAACAUCUACGAGCAGGGCAGCGGCCGCAUCAACCUGCCCAACUCCAUGGCCAUCCUGCAGUCGUACACCCCCCGUGCCUCCGUCAUCCCGUCCCGCCUGGACCUCACCGACUGCCCGUACAUGUGGCCCUUCUGCCGUCAACACCUGUACGCGGGCGCGCUGCCAGUGAUCUUCAACGCCACGCUGCUCAACGGGCAGGGGGUGGUGGGGCGUCUGGAGGGGCCGCCGGUGUGGCUGCCGGCGGACGCGGGCGGGCGACACCUGCACAUCGACUUCGAGUGGAGCGACACGCUGUGGCCCUGGUCCGGAUACCUGGCGCUGUACAUCCGGGUGAAGGCCAGCGGGAAGGACUUCGAGGGCCCGGCGGCGGGCGCGGUGGAGUGCGUGGUUGUGUCGCCGCCAGCGCCAGGGGAGGACACGCCGCGCAGGUCGGUUGUGCGGCUGCCGGUGCGGGCCAAGGUGGCUCCGCCGCCGCCGCGCGCCCGGCGGCUUCUGUGGGACCAGUUCCACAGCCUCAAAUAUCCGCCCGCCUACCUGCCAAGAGAUAAUUUGGAUGUCAAGUCGGAUAUUUUGGACUGGCACGGCGACCACCCGCACACCAACUUCCACGGCAUGUUCAACACACUGCGGGACAAGGGCUACUACCUCGAGAUCCUUGGCUCCCCCGCCACCUGCUUCGACCCCACCCAGUACGGCGCGUACCUCAUCGUGGAUCCAGAGGAGGAGUGGUACGCUGCGGAGGUGUCGGCGCUGGAGGCGGCGGUGGCGGGCGCGGGGCUGAGCCUGCUGGUGUUCGCGGACUGGUACAACGUGCCCUCCAUGGACGCGAUGCGCUUCUUCGACGACAACACACGCAGCUGGUGGACUCCCGCCACGGGCGGCUCCCACGUGCCCGGCCUCAACGACCUGCUGGCGCCGUACGGACUGGCGUACGGCGACGCCGUACUGCACGGCAGCGCCACCGUGGCGGGCAAUCGCGUGAUCCUGGCACACGGGGCUGACGUGGCCAAAGUGCCUCAGGGCGGCUGGCUGCACAAGGCUACCUUGCACAACGCCGCGCGCAAGGGCUCGCCGCAGGAAACGCACGGCUACCUCGCGGCCGUCCAGCACAACGGCAGCAACGGCAGCAACGGCGGCAACGGCAGCAACGGCGGCGGCGGUUACGUGGUGGUUUUUUCGGAUUCCAACUGCCUGGAUCGCAGCCACAUGAGCGCCAACUGCUACGACAUGCUGCUGAGGCUGCUGGCGCGGGUUCUGGAUCCGGCCGGCAGCGCGGCGGCGCAGGGGGUGCUGGAGGAGUCGACGCGGCUGUCGGAGGCCUACGUCACCACCACCUACAACUUCACGCCGCCCGCCCGCCGCCCCGCCUCGGUCUACAACUUCACCGAGGUGUCGUACGUGCUGAGUCACCCCGUGGUGGAUCCGGAUCCGAAUCCGAAUCCAGGGGCUGGAUCCGGACCUGGAUCUGGAGGCGGAGGCGUGCCGGUGUGCUUCCCCAACGCCGCCUGUGACAAGAUGCCCUCGAGUUAUAAGCCCUGCCAGGUGUUCCUGGGCAGGGUCAGUGAGGAGCAGCCCAAGAGCUACAGCGGACUGGAUCCAGCAGCAGACAACCCGCCGCGAUCCGCUGGAUCCAAGGGCGGCGCUGCUGGAUCCAAGGGCGACGCUGGCGGAUCCAAGGGCGGCGCCGGCGGCGGUGCCGGCAAGGGUACCGUGCCGUCCACUGGCGGCGCCAACCCCAGCAUGACGGCGAUGCCGGGUAGUGGUGGUGGUGGUGAUGGAGUUGGGAAGCCGCAGGUGCUUGUGGUGCAUCCGGACGGCAGCGCGCCGCCUGUGGCGGUGUUGCAGUUUUGGCCGUUGGGGAAGCUGCCGCUUUUGCUGAUCGGGUUUGUGAUCGGCGGCGGGUUGUUGGCGGGGCUGUGGGCGUCGCGCGGCGGGUUUGGAUUCGGCGGUACGGCGCGUGGUGGCGGCGGCGCGGCGGGCGGCGGCGGCGGCGGCAGUGGCGGCGACGGCUCAGCGGCGGCGGUGCCAGCGCGGCGCGGCGGGUGGGGCUCGGUUCGGCAGCGCGGCAGCGAGGUGUAGGAGUUAGGCAUGGCAAUAGUAUCGCAGUAAUACCGUGGAAUGGAACGGCAAUUUGCUAGCUUGGAGUUAGAACGCGCCACCUGAUGCUCAUGCUCAAAAAGCUGAAGGCAAGGGCAUGUGAUGCAUGUGUGACGCACACCGUACGGGAUACACCGCACUUGCAUGCGUGCGCUUGCGGUGCCUGGAGGUGCUAUGCCCGGGUUGGCUUUGUGCGUGUUGGGACGAGAGUCACGGGACGUACCAACGGUUUGGGAAGGACGAACGCACACACGCACAAGGCGGCGUAGCGUGUCAACACAAGCAGCCCGGGCGUCGCGCUGAAGUCUUCUUCACUCAGGGCCGCCCUGUCUCCAUUGCUCCCCGCACCGCCGCCUCGCCAACUCUCCAUGACUUUGUAGGACACAAAAGAGAGAGGCAGAGGAAAUGCGGUAGGGAUGCUCGCGGUACGGUCCCGCUCGUGCGCAGUGUGCAGUGUUGUGUGUGUUUAUUGGGUGUGGGUGGGUGUAGGUGAUGUGGGUUCGGAGCGAUGGCGGCUCGCCGCUCGCUAGCAAUGGCCGUGCAGGAGAGGCCGAGAGGGGGCAAGGCGCCGUGACACGAGGGGGCUGUGGCAGGUGGGGGCAAUUGCUCUGGAGUUUAAUGUUGUGUGUUUGCUGUGUACCAUAGUUGAUGCCUUGCUUGGGGGACCACAUGGGCUGAUGGGCACGAUAGGUGUGGAUUGAUGGAAGCUGUGUGUAAUUCCUAUAUGUCCGCAAGCGACGUUGGUGAGAGCGACGUGGCUGGCGCAGCUCUCCGCUUUCCUGAAGACCGUGCACUUGACGGUGCAACGUGAUUGCGGACGGCUGCUGCUGCCUUCUGUUAUACUGCUGUAACGUUCAAGUGCCGACUGCGAGUAUGUAACGUUCAAGAUCC
Chlamydomonas reinhardtii is the source of this 6576-nucleotide messenger RNA. RefSeq lists its product as uncharacterized. Gene Ontology annotation, molecular function: serine-type endopeptidase activity. Bases 304 to 5667 code for a protein of 1787 amino acids. The record is from RefSeq and is a predicted model, not a curated record. The transcript has 21 exons. Gene Ontology annotation, cellular component: Golgi apparatus. Gene Ontology annotation, biological process: proteolysis. NCBI's taxonomy places the organism in Eukaryota, Viridiplantae, Chlorophyta, Chlorophyceae, Chlamydomonadales, Chlamydomonadaceae.